AUGGAAGAACGCGGAUGUAAUUUUUCAUUUAGCUGAUGGAACCCCCUAUGAAGAAGAGCUUACUUCUGAUGGGUGGAUCCAGUGGUUUUGCAGUCUUGAAGGUCACGAAUUCUUUGCAGAAGUUGAUGAAGAUUUUAUUAGAGAUGGCUUUAACCUUUAUGGUCUUGCAACAAGAGUUCCUCACUAUCGUGAAGCCCUCGAAAUGAUUUUAUCUCCUGGCACUCCAGAUGACGAUGAUCUACAAGAUGAACGAUUUCUAGAACUUUAUCAGGAAGCAACUGAUAUUUAUGGUUUGAUCCACGCACGGUACAUAUUAUCGCCACGUGGAUUGGCGGUGAUGAGAGAAAAAUAUUUAUCCGGGAAAUUUGGGACUUGCCCCAGAGUUAUGUGUGAGCGGUCAAAUGUGAUUCCUGUAGGCGAGAUUAGGCUUUUAAAGCUAUUAAGCAGUUACAGGCUCGCUGUGUGAACUGUGAUUCAUCUGCCUUUCUUCGUAGAUGGCAACUCAUUAGCUGAUUUUGCCAGAUUUCUCUAGGCUAGGAGUAGUCAUAUACCUAGAGUGAAGUAACCCCUGACCACAUCUGAUCUGGGGUUCAGCCUAGAAAUUCGAAAAACGAAUUUCUGGGAACUUGUGGUGAGCCUGGAUACUCGAAGUCCAGGACGCAAAAUCGAUAUUGCUUGAAGAAGCUGUCUUAUAGGCUUAGCGAGUUAGGAAAUGCUUGGUGACCCAUUUCACUUCUCACAAGGAAAUAUCCAGUCUUGAAAUAGGCUCUAAACGCAGCCAGAUUUGCUUAUUUAUUAUGCUGUCCAUUUCUGGGUUGCCUAAUAUAAUUAAAAAUAUGUGAUCAAAUCUGCAAGACGCCAUAUUUAAUUAUGGUUCCUGUAGGUAUGUCUGAUAUUUUGAAGACAUCAAGAGUUAAAAUAUUCUGCCCAAGGUGCCAAGAAGCAUAUAUUCCUAAACACAAAUAUGCUGAUGUUGAUGGGGCGUAUUUUGGGACAUCAUUUCCACACAUUUUGUUGGAAUCUUAUAGUGAUUUUUAUGUUCUGCCACUUGCAACUGAAUAUAUACCUAAAAUUUAUGGGUUUAAAAUAUAUAAGCAUAAGGGGUCAAAGUAUUAUCAAAAUCAGAAAGAAGGUCAGAAAUGCGAUGAUAGGAAAAUAAAUAUACAGUAA
Molecule: messenger RNA, 1170 nt
Organism: Blepharisma stoltei
Lineage: Eukaryota; Ciliophora; Heterotrichea; Heterotrichida; Blepharismidae
Source: the annotation of a GenBank genome assembly